AUGGCUGAAAAAGAGAAACACAGUAAAGCAAUCCAUUGGUUUCGUAAAAACCUCCGGCUUCAUGAUAACCCUGCACUGUGUGAGGCACUGAAUGGAAGUAGUGAGGUGCUGGGGCUCUAUGUCCUUCCACCUUGUAUUCCAGCAGAUGGAAAACUCAGUGCAAAUCAAUGGAAUUUCUUGAUGGAAUGUUUAGAGGACCUUGAAAGAGGUCUAAGAUGCCUUGGCUGUCAGCUGCUAGUUAUACAAGGUUAUCCAGUUCAAGUAAUUCCUAAACUCCUAAGUAAUCUAGAAGUGUCAAAGUUAACAUUUGAAACAGAAAAUGAACCAUUUGGAAAACAGAGAGACGCUGUUGUUACUCACCUGGCUGAGAGUGCCGGGGUGAAGGUUGUUUCCUGUUCUUCACAUUCCCUGUACAACACUGAAUGUGUUAUCAAAGCAAAUUGUAAUAAGGUUCCAGUACUCUUUACUGACUUUCUUGACGUCAUUUCCACAAUUGGACCACCAGAGUUUCCAGUGAAAACAGUGAAUGAAGAAAGCUUUCCAACUCUGAGAAAUAUUGAAAAUAAAUUCAUUGACUACCAUAUACCCUCGCUUGAAGAUAUUGGAAUUAAAAAAUCUAAUGUAACCUGUGGAGGAAUAUGGCAUGGUGGAGAGACGGUGGCAUUGAAAAAAUUGGAAGAUCUUCUAAAGGAGGUAUGUUUUAAUAAGAUGUUUUGAAUCAAUGAUAACAUUGUAUGGACAGACAAUAUUAGCAGGUACUAAGGAGGAGAGAACACACAUCAUAUGACACUCUGCACUAAAUGUUUUUGCAAGUCUAAUUUCUUCUGUCAGGCUUGCACUACACCAUCAACAAAGGUUUUUCAGUAGUGAAACAUCUACCAAUGUUAAUACCAACAAAUGUUUAUUGGCAUUAAAAUUGUAUUCCCUGUUACUAUUUCAGUAUUCCCUGCAGUCCAUCAUUGGCCGCUUGAAGGAUUUUUCCAGGUUUCUAUCCCAGUAGCUGGGCACCACCCAUCUUGUUUUCCUUUUCGGGGUGGUACUGAUGGAGUUAAGCCUGUGCUACUUCAACUAUAUUUUCCUUUCAUAUGUGUUGUUCACUUGUUUGUCCAUUUGUAGAUGAUGAACACUGAUUUUCAAAUGGAGUCAAACAGUGAGACCUUUUUUCAUAAUUCUGUGGACAAGUUGAGCCCAUUUCUCAGAUUUGGAUGCCUAUCACCCCGGACACUAUACCAUGCAAUUUCAAGUACUUACUACAAAGUGAGUGAUACUUUUCUUAGGUAGGAUUGAUUUGUAGUUUAAUUUUGUUUGCCUUUGUCUCAAAAUAAGUAUCAAUGGUAAUUAAACUGAAAUAAAGGAAAAUCAGCCUAAAAAUAGCUUGAGGGAGUUUAAGGUAUCAAGAUUGCCAUAAAAACCAGAACUUUAAGUGGUGUAAAUUAUUUAAAAGAAGGCAGAUCAGGUAGUGAAAUUAGUUUGUCCUGAUUCUUUUUACAUGUUAAAGUUAAUCUAAUGCUUUUCCUCCUCUCACUCCUUUUUUCGUAGAUACUGCUAACCCCCAACAGAUAGUAGAUUAAAUAAAGUGUGUUUCAAAUACUUUUCUUCCAGGCUAAGCAGUGUAAUCCUCCAUUGUCAUUCUUCAACUUCUUACUUUGGAGAGACUUCUACUUCUUGAUUGGCAGCAAAAAUCCAACUUUUCACCAGAUAGAGAACAAUCCACUUUGCUUGCAAAUUGAGUGGGAGGACAAUGAUUUUGCUGUACAGCAAUGGAAAAAGGUAUUUUUAUGUGAAUAUGCUAUAAAUCUGAAAUAUUCUUGAACAAGUAUUAUUGUUGUUUUCACACCUUCCACCGAGUUUACAAUUAAAUGUGUACACACACUUCUCAAUGAUGAAAUAGUCACAUUGACUUUGCCAUCCACAAAUGUUGUUUCUGUUUUUUAGAGAAAAGUUGGGGAAAUUGCUUCAUAAGGUCACUUUUGUGCUUCUGUUGGUGCAUAUUAACUGUUACUCUGGCAAAAGACUUAGAUAUUAAGCAUAUACAGAUGGGAUGCUUUUUAGUUCUAUUAAAAGUAUACAUUUUUACAUAGGGUCAAACAGGUUUUCCUUUUAUUGAUGCUGUUAUGCGCCAACUAUACCUCGAAGGGUGGAUUCCAGAUGUUGCUGCACAAGUUGUUGGUUGUUUUCUUACAAAAGGGUGCAUGUGGAUCAACUGGCAAGAAGGUUUUAAGGUAAAACUAGAUAUUUAAGUGAAUUGCUUUUGUCAAUGUGGAAGUCUGGCUGAUUGAAAACUGUUACUUGCAUAUAUUUCUUGACAUGAGCAAACCUUACACAGGUAAAAAUAUAUGGUGGGAUCCCACCAAUCCCACCUGGGAUCCCAGGUGUGUCCCGGGUGGGAUCCCACCUUAUUUUCGGGUGGGAUCCUAAGUGAGAUCCCACUUGGGAUUAUGGAACAUCCCACAUGGGAUCCCACCAAUUGAAGUUGGGAUCCGGCCAAUUGAAGUAGGGAUCCCACCUUAAAUUCCUAAUAGCAUCCCACCCGGGAAAGCACAUUCCGGGCAGGAUUAAACCUAGAAUCCCACCAAUCCCUCUUGGGAUCUUGCCUCAAAUUUCAGAUAAUUUCCCAUUCAGGAAAUCACAUCCCAGGUGGGAUUGCACCUGGGAUCCUGCCAAUCCCAGUUUAGACCCUGCUUAAAAUUUCAGAUGGCUUCCCACUUAGGAUUUUAAGAAAAAUCCUUAGAGGGAUCCUGCCUUACACUGGAGACCACAGAUUUAUGAAAUGUAUCAGAUGGGAUUUCUUAUCAAUCCCUUUUGUAACCUAAUCCUUCAAAUUAAGAGGAUAAAAUUUUCUAGUUAAGUUAUAGAUCCUGUCAAUCCACUGAGGGUCAAAAAUUUUCCAACAAGCUAUAGAACAUAUGGACACCUCCACUGGGAUCCCAUUAUCUUACCCAAGCUGUUGAUCAUACAUGAUUCAAGCAGGACAUGAAUGCACAUACUUUAUGUGAUGAAGAUCUCAUAAUUUAUUUGCAAUGAAAAUGUUUUUGAUGUUGUUUCACUUACAAAUUACUUAACUGAACAUUUUCAAAGAAUAACAGCACAACUCAACAUAUUACUUUUUCAAUAUCAUUUAUGCAGUCCAUUCACAGUGUAAUCUGGCUCAAAGGCUGUUGUAUAUGAAAGAAUAGAAGAAAGACAAAACUUCAAUAAUUCAUGUUAUAAAAAAUUUGACGAAGAAGGUAGUGGUUUAAAUUCUGCUCUCUCUUUAGUCAAAUUUUUCAAAGCAAAGCAGGGUCAGAAUGUUCCCAAAUGUGACUAAAGUAAUCUUGAAACCUGACCGAUAGAUUUAUUUCAUUGUAAAAGUGUAAGCUUAAGAAACUGCAGCAUGCAAGUGACCAAUUUGAUUCUCAGAAUUAUUCAAGUUUCAGUUGUGGCGAGCAUUAGGUAAGCUCAAUUCAAGCCAUUAUAUCAACUCUUUGGUGAGAAUUGAUCACAUAACAAAUGUUGCAAUUUGUACUAACCACAAACUUUCAAAAUCCUAGCUUUGUAAAUGGCCACUCAAUCAUUGUUUAAUUUUACCAGUCGAUAUGUCAACUGUUGUCCCUUCUUUUCACAUGGUGCCAAUGACUUUCUUUUCAUUUACAACACUCAUACUGGUCUCGUUUUCGCAUUGAACCACAAUAAAACCCAUCUUUAGAAAUGUCAUAUUAAGCAAAACAGUCAAGAAAAGAAAUAACUUGAAGCACGAGCGAUCAACCAAUGAAAAGUACAUUCAAAGAUGAGCGCCAAAUGGAGUUUUCUUUGUUUCCGAUCACGGGUAUGAUCACAGGGAUCUUUUUGGAAUUGACAUUGGCUAGCAAAGAGAAUCCCCUGGUUUUCCCAAUUGCAGUCUCAAGAGAAGCACGCAAAAGUAUUCUGACUUUUCUGACUGGUUCUUUUUCCUUGGAUGAUGCAUACCUUGGAUCCAUGUUUUGAUGAUGAUAUAAAUAACGAUGUGAAUUCACUCUAUGUAGAAAUAAUCAACAAGAAUCAAACAUAUUAGGAAGUAUAGGAGAUACCUAGAUGAUCCCAGAAUCAUUGGGUUCAAAGGAGACUUACAUUUGUGCCCUUUAUGUUAGAGAUACACUGAACAUCUUUUGGAAUUAUCUUACCUAAAUGUCAUACAUGUAGGUAAGAUUACCACUUCUUUCUUUCUAUCCUUCCCAAGAUCAUGAGUGAGAGUGUUUUCCUAGGUGGGAUAAAGGAUCCCAGGUGGAAUAUGUAAAUCUCAACUAGGAUCCCAAGUAGAAUGCAUAAGUCCCACCAAAACUCCCAGGUGGGAUGCAGAAAUCCCACCUAAGAUCCCAGGUGGGAUGCAGGAAUCCCACAUUUAAAGCAGGAUCCUGGGUGGGAUCAAAUUUUCAUCCCAGGUGGGAAAGGUGGGAUCCCACCACCUAAGGCGGGAUCCUGCCAUUCCCACUUGGGAUCCUGGGUGGGAUUGCCGGUAUCCCACCCAUAUCCCACCUGACAUUUUACCUGGGUGCCUUUGAUGCUUUUUCUGUUUGUUUGUCUUUUUCUUUUAGAUUUUGAUACAAUUAAAUAAACCAGAAUUACAGGGUCAAAGUAAGGGUCUCAUGUUAGAAUGCUCUAUUCAAUUACAUGAAAAGGUUCCUUUGGCAUGAAACAAUAAAAUGCCAUAAGUUUCACUCUUUUUUAUUCAGUUUCUCUUCUUGAUAAGAAUGCAACUGCCAUGCUGGAAAAAGCAAAUAGGCCCACCAUCUGUGUCAUAAAAUGCCCUUCUAUAAACUGUUAUAAAGGAUAGGUUUACAACUACUUGUAGAUUAAAUGAACAUUUUAACUUUUAUAGGUCUUUGGAGAGAUUCAGUUAGAUGUAGAGUGGAGCAUAAAUGCUGGAAAGUGGUUGUCAAUUUCUGGCAAUGUCUUUGACAGAAAUAAACCUCUUGAGUUCUUCUGCCCAGUGGACAGUGGAAGAAAGAUGGACCCCUCUGGAGAGUACAUUAGGUAAAUAAUCAGUAACCUUUCCACUUACUACUUGAAACAACCAGUACCAAAUUACUGAUAAGGCCUGGUAUCUGGAUUGAUAGGUGUGUCACUUGAUGUCUAAAGGCAAUCAUCUGUCUUUGGACUAUGUGAGUGAUUUCUUCACUCACAUGGGAAGAACACCCUAUCAAAUUCUCAAAAUAUCAGUCUCUGUCAUUGUUAGGUAAGCAUUUUAGAACCACCCUCACAAAUAUGUUCAGAUCAUAGCAUCUUCUGUUACUCUAAGGAUCAGACCAUUCAUUUCUUAACAACCAAUUUAAGAUGUAGAUCUUUAAAAUUGCUAUGAUUUUAGGAAAUACGUGCCUGAGCUCCGCAGUUUUCCCACUAAGUACCUGUUUGAACCAUGGAAAACACCUAAACAAGUUCAACAAGCUUCUGGAUGUAUAAUCGGUGAAAACUACCCCUUACCGUUAGUGGACCAUAAAGAACACUUGAGAAAGUGUCUAAAGAGGCUGGAAGAAUUAGCCCAGAGCAUGACUAUUCAAAUUCCAGGUAUAUACAAUGAUAAUUAGGAGUUUUAAAGAUUUUGGAAAUUAUUUUUCUCUAAGUUCUUUAAACAUGGAUAAAGGGAUUCAGAAUUUCUAAUUUUUCUCUGCAGUGAUGCAAAGUGGACACACCAGUGUGCAUUUGUUCAGAAAAGACUUGAGGCUUCAUGACAACCCCACAUUGCGCUCCUGCUUGAACGGAAGUGAGACAUUCUAUCCUGUGUACAUUUUGGACACCGCAGCAGCAAAGCAGAGCAAAAUCUCAGCCAACCGCUGGAAUUUCUUACUUGAGAGCUUAAGAGAUCUGGAUAAUCAGCUAGCAAGGCUUGGAUCACGUCUGUUCGUGGUACAAGGCAGAACUUUGGAGGUGCUCCCUGAAUUAAUCUCAGAUUGGGGCAUAACUCGCAUUAGCUUUGAAACUGACUGUGAGCCAUUUGGGGCCCAGAGAGAUGCUGUUAUCCGACAUAUAGCGGAGAAAUCAGGAGUUGAAGUAGUCAGCAAAAGAUCGCACACUCUGUUUGAGCCAAGUCAAAUUGUCGAUGCCAAUCAGGGGAAGAUAUCAAUGCUUUUUAAAGAAUUUGUGAAAGUCAUCGAAGAGAACAAGCUCAGUGUACCCAGUCCUGUCAAAGAAGUGAACAGACAACUUGUGGGAAACUGUGUGACACCAGUAGCUGUUGAUCAUCAGAGAAAGUAUGGAGUUCCUGAAUUGAAUGAGCUAGGAGUGAAGGAUAUACGAUGUGUGACAAGUGCAGGGUUAUGGAGAGGGGGAGAACAAGAGGCUUUAAGAAGACUUGGUCUUCUUGAGAAAGAGGUACAUAAUACAUUUUGGUAACUUGCUAAAUUUUGUUAAACUGAUGGGUAAGAAUUAACCGUGAAUGACAACUUGUUUUGGUAAUUUCUUAGUAUAGUAUUUCAGAAUUCUAAUUCAUUUUUGUUUUUUUUAUGUGUUUAGUUGGUGAAAAACGACUUUGAGGAGGUCCCAUUAAGUGCAGCAUCAAUGACUUCCUCAAAAACUCACUUAAGUCCGUACCUUCGGUUUGGAUGUUUGUCACCCAGAAUGAUGUGGGAGAGCUUUACUGACUGUUAUGUCAAGGUAUGCAUCACCUUUAAAUUAAAUCUAAAAGGUUACGUAAAAAACCCAAUAAAUGACUGGCCUUGAGGUGCAUAAUGAUUCUGUGAUAGAAAGGCAUGACUAGGUAUGCUUGGAAACUUUGUGGACAUAACUUUUAUAGCAACUCAGUGGUUGAUGGGAUGGGUGUUAUUUCGAAAAUGAAGAAGUGACUUAUGGAUUGACAAGACUGUAAACAUAUGAAGAUUUCCCUUACAACUUUUUUAUCGCAGUAAACAAGGGAUGUGGUGAAAAUUUUAUUUUGGUUUAAACUUAAUUAUCGUCAAAGUAAAUAAAUAAAGCCUUCAACUACUUAUUGCUGUUGUUUUAUUUAUUUGAUUUGUUCAUCUAAUUUUUUACUUUUUUUUUGUGCCCUCAUGGGAAACAGUCGAAAGGUACCAUACCACCCAUGUCGCUUUACAAACCUCUUCUGCUUCGAGAGUUUUUCUUCACCAUUGCAAGUACCUUUCCAGGGCUUCACAAGAUGAACAACAACCCUCUCUCCAUACAGUAUCCAUGGGAGGAAAAUGCUGAAGGUCUCCAGCGGUGGAAGAAUGUAAGUUUCAUGGAAUUAUGUCAAUGACGGUGUUGUCGAUAAUAUGUGUUAACAAUGUGCGUUACAACUUCCAGGGUACUACUGGAUUUCCAUGGAUUGAUGCAGUAAUGCGACAGUUGCGCACAGAGGGUUGGAUCCCUCAUAUGGCACGUCAAGCUGUUGGGUGUUUCUUGACCAGGGGAUGCCUUUGGAUCAACUGGGAAGAGGGAUUUAAGGUAAGAAAUACCCAAAUGGAUAUUUUACAGUGAGUUUCUGGUUUAGAGGAAAGAGGUGAAAAGAUUGAUUUCCUUCCAUAAGGUUUUCGAGGAGCUUCAAUUGGAUGCUGAGUGGAGUCUGAAUGUGGGAAAUUGGCUGUGGCUGUCUGGAAGUACUUUUGUGAAAGAGCACGCACCUUGGUUUUGUCCUGUGGAAGUUGGGAAGAAGGUUGAUCCCAAUGGGGAAUAUGUGAGGUAAAUGUAAUGUGUGGUUGGUUUUAACUAGUGCUAAGUAAGGACUGACCUAAUUUAUUGAGCAGAUACUAGUGUUUUAUUGGAAAUUGUUUUGCAGGAAAUACGUCCCUGAGUUAAAAGGGUUGCCCACAGAGUAUUUGUUUGAACCAUGGAAAGCACCUGCAUUUGUUCAACAAGAUGCUGGAUGUAUAUUGGGUGAAGACUACCCCUUUCCACUAGUGGACCAUAAAGAAAAGAGAAGGGAAUGUGUGAUUCGGCUGAAAGAAGUGACCCAGAGACUCGUUGCUGAAAGUCCAGGUAAAAGUCAAAAAUGAAGUAUUUGAGUGCGGAGCACGCUAUUACACCUACUUUUGUCAUUUUGGCGCAAUUGGAAAUUUGAAAUGAUAAGGAGAUAAUCACUGAAGAGUGUCUGUAACAUGAUAUGUUAAAUUAUGAUUAAAAAGACUACCUGAGGUAGUCGUAAUUACCUAAGUAAUAAUUUGGAAGAAAUAACACCAUAUUUAUGGUAACUAAAAAAGGGUGAUAUGCUGGGGAUAUGCUGUUAUGAUGGAGAACCGCUUGUGACUCUUGUAAUGUAGUUCGUGACGUUUAGAUAUCACCUCUGCGGGCAGACGCAAUUCAGGAAAUAGAUAAAUGUAAUUCAAUUUCUCUUUGUAGAGAUUCAAAGUGGACACACCAGUGUGCAUUUGUUUAGAAAAGACUUGAGGCUUCAUGACAACCCCACAUUGCGCUCCUGCUUGAACGGAAGUGAGACAUUCUAUCCUGUGUACAUUUUGGACACCGCAGCAGCAAAGCAGAGCAAAAUCUCAGCCAACCGCUGGAAUUUCUUACUUGAGAGCUUAAGAGAUCUGGAUAAUCAGCUAGCAAGGCUUGGAUCACGCCUGUUCGUGGUACAAGGCAGAGCUGUGGAGGUGCUCCCUGAAUUAAUCUCAGAUUGGGGCAUAACUCGCAUUAGCUUUGAAACUGACUGUGAGCCAUUUGGGGCCCAGAGAGAUGCUGUUAUCCGACAUAUAGCGGAGAAAUCGGGAGUUGAAGUAGUCAGCAAAACAUCGCACACUCUGUUUGAGCCAAGUCAAAUUGUCGAUGCCAAUCGGGGGAAGAUAUCAAUGCUUUUCAAAGAAUUUGUGAAAGUCAUCGAAGAGAACAAGCUCAGUGUACCCAGUUCUGUCAAAGAAGUGAACAGACAACUUGUGGGAAACUGUGUGACACCAGUAGCUGUUGAUCAUCAGAGAAAGUAUGGAGUUCCUGAAUUGAAUGAGCUAGGAGUGAAGGACAUACCAUGUGUGACAAGUGCAGGGUUAUGGAGAGGGGGAGAACAAGAGGCUUUAAGAAGACUUGGUCUUCUUGAGAAAGAGGUACAUAAUACAUUUUGGUAACUUGCUAAAUUUUGUUAAACUGAUGGGUAAGAAUUAACCGUGAAUGACAACUUGUUUUGGUAAUUUCUUAGUAUAGUAUUUCAGAAUUCUAAUUCCUUUUUGUUUUUUUUAUGUGUUUAGUUGGUGAAAAACGACUUUGAGGAGGUCCCAUUAAGUGCAGCAUCAAUGACUUCCUCAAAAACUCACUUAAGUCCAUACCUUCGGUUUGGAUGUUUGUCACCCAGAAUGAUGUGGGAGAGCUUUACUGACUGUUAUGUCAAGGUAUGCAUCACCUUUAAAUUAAAUCUAAAAGGUUACAUAAAAAAACCCUAUAAAUGACCGGCCUUGAGGAGCAUAAUGAUUCUGUGAUAGAAAGGCAUGACUAGGUAUGCUUGGAAACUUCGUGAACAUAACUUUUAUAGCAACUCAGUGGUUGAUGGGAUGGGUGUUAUUUCGAAAAUGAAGAAGUGACUUAUGGAUUGACAAGACUGUAAACAUAUGAAGAUUUCCCUUACAACUUUUUUAACGCAGUAAACAAGGGAUGUGGUGAAAAUUUUAUUUUGGUUUAAACUUAAUUAUCGUCAAAGUAAAUAAAUAAAGCCUUCAACUACUUAUUGCUGUUGUUUUAUUUAUUUGAUUUGUUCAUCUAAUUUUUUACUUUUUUUUUUGUGCCCUCAUGGGAAACAGUCGAAAGGUACCAUACCACCCAUGUCGCUUUACAAACCUCUUCUGCUUCGAGAGUUUUUCUUCACCAUUGCAAGUACCUUUCCAGGGCUUCACAAGAUGAACAACAACCCUCUCUCCAUACAGUAUCCAUGGGAGGAAAAUGCUGAAGGUCUCCAGCGGUGGAAGAAUGUAAGUUUCAUGGAAUUAUGUCAAUGACGGUGUUUUCGAUAAUAUGUGUUAACAAUGUGCGUUACAACUUCCAGGGUACUACUGGAUUUCCAUGGAUUGAUGCAGUAAUGCGACAGUUGCGCACAGAGGGUUGGAUCCCUCAUAUGGCACGUCAAGCUGUUGGGUGUUUCUUGACCAGGGGAUGCCUUUGGAUCAACUGGGAAGAGGGAUUUAAGGUAAGAAAUACCCAAAUGGAUAUUUUACAGUGAGUUUCUGGUUUAGAGGAAAGAGGUGAAAAGAUUGAUUUCCUUCCAUAAGGUUUUCGAGGAGCUUCAAUUGGAUGCUGAGUGGAGUCUGAAUGUGGGAAAUUGGCUGUGGCUGUCUGGAAGUACUUUUGUGAAAGAGCACGUACCUUGGUUUUGUCCUGUGGAAGUUGGGAAGAAGGUUGAUCCCAAUGGGGAAUAUGUGAGGUAAAUGUAAUGUGUGGUUGGUUUUAACUAGUGCUAAGUAAGGACUGACCUAAUUUAUUGAGCAGAUACUAGUGUUUUAUUGGAAAUUGUUUUGCAGGAAAUACGUCCCUGAGUUAAAAGGGUUGCCCACAGAGUAUUUGUUUGAACCAUGGAAAGCACCUGCAUUUGUUCAACAAGAUGCUGGAUGUAUAUUGGGUGAAGACUACCCCUUUCCACUAGUGGACCAUAAAGAAAAGAGAAGGGAAUGUGUGAUUCGGCUGAAAGAAGUGACCCAGAGACUCGUUGCUGAAAGUCCAGGUAAAAGUCAAAAAUGAAGUAUUUGAGUGCGGAGCACGCUAUUACACCUACUUUUGUCAUUUUGGCGCAAUUGGAAAUUUGAAAUGAUAAGGAGAUAAUCACUGAAGAGUGUCUGUAACAUGAUAUGUUAAAUUAUGAUUAAAAAGACUACCUGAGGUAGUCGUAAUUACCUAAGUAAUAAUUUGGAAGAAAUAACACCAUAUUUAUGGUAACUAAAAAAGGGUGAUAUGCUGGGGAUAUGCUGUUAUGAUGGAGAACCGCUUGUGACUCUUGUAAUGUAGUUCGUGACGUUUAGAUAUCACCUCUUGCGAGCAGACGCAAUUCAGGAAAUAGAUAAAUGUAAUUCAAUUUCUCUUUGUAGAGAUUCAAAGUGGACACACCAGUGUGCAUUUGUUUAGAAAAGACUUGAGGCUUCAUGACAACCCCACAUUGCGCUCCUGCUUGAACGGAAGUGAGACAUUCUAUCCUGUGUACAUUUUGGACACCGCAGCAGCAAAGCAGAGCAAAAUCUCAGCCAACCGCUGGAAUUUCUUACUUGAGAGCUUAAGAGAUCUGGAUAAUCAGCUAGCAAGGCUUGGAUCACGUCUGUUCGUGGUACAAGGCAGAACUUUGGAGGUGCUCCCUGAAUUAAUCUCAGAUUGGGGCAUAACUCGCAUUAGCUUUGAAACUGACUGUGAGCCAUUUGGGGCCCAGAGAGAUGCUGUUAUCCGACAUAUAGCGGAGAAAUCGGGAGUUGAAGUAGUCAGCAAAACAUCGCACACUCUGUUUGAGCCAAGUCAAAUUGUCGAUGCCAGUCGGGGGAAGAUAUCAAUGCUUUUCAAAGAAUUUGUGAAAGUCAUCGAAGAGAACAAGCUCAGUGUACCCAGUCCUGUCAAAGAAGUGAACAGACAACUUGUGGGAAACUGUGUGACACCAGUAGCUGUUGAUCAUCAGAGAAAGUAUGGAGUUCCUGAAUUGAAUGAGCUAGGAGUGAAGGAUAUACGAUGUGUGACAAGUGCAGGGUUAUGGAGAGGGGGAGAACAAGAGGCUUUAAGAAGACUUGGUCUUCUUGAGAAAGAGGUACAUAAUACAUUUUGGUAACUUGCUAAAUUUUGUUAAACUGAUGGGUAAGAAUUAACCGUGAAUGACAACUUGUUUUGGUAAUUUCUUAGUAUAGUAUUUCAGAAUUCUAAUUCCUUUUUGUUUUUUUUAAUGUGUUUAGUUGGUGAAAAACGACUUUGAGGAGGUCCCAUUAAGUGCAGCAUCAAUGACUUCCUCAAAAACUCACUUAAGUCCAUACCUUCGGUUUGGAUGUUUGUCACCCAGAAUGAUGUGGGAGAGCUUUACUGACUGUUAUGUCAAGGUAUGCAUCACCUUUAAAUUAAAUCUAAAAGGUUACAUAAAAAAAACCCUAUAAAUGACCGGCCUUGAGGUGCAUAAUGAUUCUGUGAUAGAAAGGCAUGACUAGGUAUGCUUGGAAACUUCGUGAACAUAACUUUUAUAGCAACUCAGUGGUUGAUGGGAUGGGUGUUAUUUCGAAAAUGAAGAAGUGACUUGGGAAUUGACUUAAAUAAAUUAAAUAAAGCCUUCAACUACUUAUUGCUGUUGUUUUAUAUAUUUGAUUUUUUGUAUAUUUUUUCCUUUUUUUUUUGUGCCCUCAUGGGAAACAGUCAAAAGGUACCAUACCACCCAUGUCACUUUACAAACCUCUUCUGCUUCGAGAGUUUUUCUUCACCAUUGCAAGUACCUUUCCAGGGUUGCACAAGAUGGACAACAACCCUCUCUCCAUACAGUAUCCAUGGGAGGAAAAUGCUGAAGGUCUCCAGCGGUGGAAGAAUGUAAGUUUCAUGGAAUUAUGUCAACGACGGUGUUGUUGAUAAUAUGUGUUAACAAUGUGCUUUACAACUUCCAGGGCACUACUGGAUUUCCAUGGAUUGAUGCAGUAAUGCGACAGUUGCGCAUAGAGGGUUGGAUCCCUCAUAUGGCACGUCAGGCUGUUGGGUGUUUCUUGACCAGGGGAUGCCUUUGGAUCAACUGGGAAGAGGGAUUUAAGGUAAGAAAUACCUAAAUGGGUAUUUUACAGUGAGUUUCUGGUUCGGAGUAAAGAGGUUAAAAGAUUGAUUUCCUUUCUUAAGGUUUUCGAGGAGCUUCAAUUGGAUGCUGAGUGGAGUCUGAAUGUGGGAAAUUGGCUGUGGCUGUCUGGAAGUACUUUUGUGAAAGAGCACGUACCUUGGUUUUGUCCUGUGGAAGUUGGGAAGAAGGUUGAUCCCAAUGGGGAAUAUGUGAGGUGAAAAUAAGUUUUAAAACCAUUCUCCGUAUGGAUUAUUUUAAGGUCUCCUCUAAACCUUUUUUUUUCAUUUUGGGAAAUUUUGUUUAUUUGCGUGCUUCAGUUUUACUUUACAAUUUUUUUCUUUUGUAGACGUUAUGUCUCAGAACUGAAAAGGUUACCUCUGCAAUAUCUGUUCGAGCCUUGGAAAGCGCCUUUAGCAGUCCAAAAGGCGGCGCGGUGCGUGGUUGGUGACGAUUAUCCGGAACCAUUAGCUAAUCACAUUGAACAGCGAAAGAUCUGUGUGCGGCGCUUGAAAGAUAUGUGCAACACCUUGAACAUAUCAGGUAGGUAAUAUUGUACAACUGACUAUGAUUGUGGGAGAUCUAACCACGUUUACCUUUUAAUGUUUUUAAACAUCAAAAAGGUACACUUGGUUGGACCUCACAUCAUCAUUGUUAGAUCUUGUAAUAAAAGAGUAUUGCCGUUCGAAUUAUUCGGUGAAGUAUGAUUAGCAUACUUCACCAAAUAAUUCGAAUAGUUCGAACAGCAAUGGUAGUGUGAAGUACGAGGAGUACAUGCGACCCCGGCUUCAAAGUUGGUUUGUCAUUUGCUAUUAGUGUUCUAAAAGUCAAGUUUAACUCUGAAUUACCAGGUGGUUUUUUUUUAAGACGAUGUUAGUUCUUAAGCGGGUUUGUUACGUUUCUUUUCAGGGCACAUCAGUCUUCACUGGUUUAGGAAGGAUCUUCGACUUCACGAUAAUCCCACUUUAAGAGAUUGCCUUGUAGACAGUGCAGUGUUCUAUGGAGUGUAUAUUCUUGAUAGUUGUGCUGAAGCAAGGUUGAGUCGAAACCGUUGGCGUUUAUUGCUGGAAUCACUAAAGGACCUGGAUGCCGGUCUGGCGGAGUACGGCUCGCGUCUCUUCGUAUUGGAGGGUAGACCGUUAGAUGUCUUACCAUCUCUUUUUGAACAGUGGGGCAUCACUCGGCUCUCUUUUGAGGUUGAUUGUGAGCCAGAUUGUAAGACCAGGGAUAUGGUUGUGACUACUGUUGCCAAGAAAGCUGGAAUCCAAGUUAUCAGCCACGUGUCACACACCCUUUAUGACACUAAAGCGCUUUUAAAAUCACCUGAUGGAAGAGCACCCCAACUUUUCGACGAAUUUCAAAAACUUGUUGUGCAACUUGGGCGACCCCAAAAACCAGUGCCAAGGGUUGACAGAAAGCUAUUUGGCUCGUGUGUUACUCCCGUAGGAAGAGAUCAUGAUACACGGUACGGAGUCCCUGCACCAGACAUCCAAAAGCUGCAUUCUAGUGGCUCGUGGUUUUAUCAAGGUGGCGAGAGAGAGGCGUUGUCAAGGAUGGAGGCAGCUUUAUGCGAGGUUGGAAUUCUUUCAGACAUUUUGCUUGAAUUAUUCCUCUAAGCCAGUUGUUUUCCAAUUAGAAAGACUUUUCCAAAUAGCAGUCUCUUUUUGGUCAAUGGCUCUGGCUUCAUGAAAUGUUACGUGUUGUUUAGAAAACCACUUAUUUAAACCAGGUGGUGGCCUUUGUUGCUUUCGCUUUGUGAUGUUGUGCCGUUCAAAUGAAGGAAACUUGUACCAAUAGCAUUAUAAGCAGGUACUCUCGCCAGGUUUGUUAACACUGUAUGUAAAAUUAUGUUGUCUUUACGCCCAUCUGUUGGUAAUGUUCCACUUUGCUCUACUGUAAGUCUUAUGCUCAGGUAAGCUUUCAAACUCAUUGCCCAUCUGCUUAUAGAUGGCAAGGGGAGACAAUUCCUAGGACUUCUCGCUGGUAAACUCUUAGUAUAUCUUGAUUUGUUAAGCUCUUUGUAUUUCCCAUUGUGACGUAGUCAAUAUAAUUCCUGCAGAUGGUAAAGAACGACUUUUGCGAGCCGUUGUUAACAGCCCGUUCACUGAUGCCGUCACAAUACCACCUGAGCCCCUACCUGAGGCUGGGUUGUCUGUCUCCCAGGCUCCUUUAUCAAAGAAUGACUGAGGAAUAUAUCAAGGUACAGUUCAGCCUGUUCAUGUAUUAAGAGAAGGGAAACAAAGGGGUACAGAGGAGGGCUCUUACUCCAGGCUUUUAGAUAUGCAAACUCCACGAAAGUUAUUAACUCUUGUGAACUGACUCUGUUUUUCAAGAGGUUUGCUUAAAGUCUAACCUCGAUUUGUAGUUUUGAGUGGAAUUACUCUGUUGGUAGACAGCGUGAGGUACAACGACUUCUAAGAACAAGCCAAUUAUUAUUUCUUGAGCGAGUUUUACAGUGCAGGCAACUGUUACUCUUUCCUGUAAAUAACCAUUGAGGAGGAGAUAUAUCCCAGCUAUGGACUUGAUUGACUUCGCUAUCUUGUCAAUUUCCCCUACGUGUAGACAAAGCUAAAUUCGUUAGCGGUCAUUUUUUUGUGAAACACUGUCGAAACAGACUCAAGUAUCCCUUUACCUACUUCUAUCGUAUGGAUGAUGUUGUUUUAAUUCAUUGGCGUUUUUUGCAGUGUAAGGCUAUGAACCCAUCUUUCGAUCUUUUCAAAAAACUGUUGUGGCGCGAGUUCUUCUUUGUUGUUGGAAGCCAAGUUUCCAACUUACACGAGAUGAUCAGCAACCCGGUUAGUCUACAGAUUCCUUGGGAAGAAGAUCAAGAGCAUCUUGAAAAAUGGAAACAGGUCAGAUCUCAAAAGAAAAUAUUCCUGACCAUAAACUAAUCAUUAUUAUAAGUCCAUCAUCAAUGUUUUAAAAUCGCUUGAUGAAUUGCAAAAUUCGUCUGAAGGAUAUACCACUUGUUCUAAACUUCUAGGGUGUCUUCACUCAAACUGCUUUGCACGCUACGCCUAUGCUCUUAAAUAAGUAUCAUACUCUAUCGUAACGUCCUUUUAUACUCGUGUAAACUUAAGGUUAGUCUGUAAUGCUUUGUGUGUAACGCCCGAAAUUUUUUCAUGAUAGGGUAUGACUGGUUUUCCUUGGAUUGAUGCCAUCAUGAGACAGCUCCGCUUAGAGGGUUGGAUUCACGACAUCGCACGGCGUGCCGUGGGCUCAUUUUUGACUCGCGGUUGUCUGUGGAUCAACUGGCGAGAAGGGUUUAAGGUCGGAAUUGGUUUGUUUUGUAGCACUUUUAUACAUGAAGGAAUAUGCUAGUUUUUGAGCCGGUCGUUGAACUCUGUGUCAUCGGUCUAUUUUAGUGUUUAUUCACGAAGAUGCUGAAAUCAACUAUUUCAUAAUUUGUUUCAUUAGGUCUUUGAAGAACUUCAACUUGACUCGGAAAGGAGCCUCAAUGCUGGUAACUGGUUGUGGCUGUCCGGAAGUACUUUUGUGAAAGAGCACGUGCCUUGGUUCUGUCCUGUGGAAGUUGGAAAGAAAGUUGAUCCCAGUGGUGAAUAUGUGAGGUAGGAGAUUAUCAUUAUACUUUGGGUACCUUAUUAAUCCUACUGCUGUCAUAGACAUUAAACGUAAACAAUUUUCAUCAAAUAUUUGGUUUAUUUACCCAAAUUUUAUUUUCAGGAAAUAUUUACCAGAGGUGAGGAAUCUUCCCACGGAGUUUAUCUUUGAACCUUGGCUGGCUCCUUGUGAGCUUCAAGAGUCUUGCGGCUGUGUGAUUGGUCGAGACUAUCCUGCUCCUAUCGUUAAUCACUUGGAGCAACGCGUUGUUUGUGUCCAGAGGCUUCUUGACCUUGCUUUGACGUUAACUGCAACAUGAACUUUUAACUAAGUAUGCCACUUUUUACUAGUCAGGUUAUCAUGGGAUGUGUGUUCUGAUUUCAUGGCGAUUACCUCAUAUCUUACUGUGUGUGGUGACUGCAAACCUGUAGUAAUGAACCACUUAUUUUCAAAAUUGCCACCGUGUGAGUUUUGUCUGUGUGUGUGUUUCUGAAGAACAAUAAAAAGAAACAGUUUGUAUAAGUAAACCCACAGUUAUAUAAGUAUAAGUUAACCCUAAGCAAUUUGGGAUAAAUCAGCACUCGUAAACUUUUCAAAGACUACAAAUUACACUGCCCGUAGGGCGUUUACUAUUAUGCAGCAAACUUGAAGGAGAUUUUGGACUGUAGAUAAAUUUGGUUGGUAGAUACUUGUUUUACGUUAAAUAGGUUGAAACCAUGAGUAACAUGUAUUCUGGUCGUCUGAUCUGAGUACAGCUAUCGGUGACAGAGGCUGAUGUUGUAACCAACUGAGCGGAAGUCAUUAUCAGAGCCAAGAAGACAGCUUUAACGAGUCGAUCAUACUUCACCUAUACUAUCUCUGUUAUUUGUAAUGGUAAAUUCAGCCCGCAGUGAAAUCUAAGAAUGGUGAAAGCGUGCUGAUAAAAUCAAGGACACAAGAAAACAAAGUUAAUGUAUUCAGUGAAUACCGAGGAGAUAGUUAAGUGUUGCUGUAAAUAGUUUCCUUAAAGAGGUAGUUAAAAUGAUUAAAGUAGUUAACUGCUUCGCGCAAAAGUGAAGUGUUACGUUUUCUCCAACCAUACAUAGCAAUAACUUCCCUUUAUAUAUAUAUGGAGGCAUACCGAGUUGCCUCUAAGAAAAAGCGCAGAUGAGAUUUUAUUCAUGGGAGAUUAAGAUCUCAGAAGUCAGCAAUCACUACAAUGUCCGGGCUGUAUAGUGAGAUCUUCACUCUUUGGUGAGCGUAGAGUUAGGAAUACGAAAAGCACUCUACAAGAUGAAUUAUUUUCUUUAUUUUAAAUAUUUUAACAAGAACCACAUAACACCUCUUGACAAAAUACUAAACAUAAAAUUUAUCUGAGAUAAAUUCUCAGUGAGGU
Pocillopora meandrina is the source of this 17567-nucleotide messenger RNA. NCBI's taxonomy places the organism in Eukaryota, Metazoa, Cnidaria, Anthozoa, Scleractinia, Pocilloporidae. The record is from the annotation of a GenBank genome assembly.